AAGUCGGGCCUAAUUGGACAUACCUUCAAUAAAGCUCUUAAGAAGAUGAUACCAGUCUUCAUUGCUACCACCCUCCCAACCCGUUAUCCCGAUGUUAUUCUCGUACGCCCAGUUGACGUCAUUGCCGAGCAGGUGAAGGUAAGGGCUUUAGCCAUGGUAAAGGAUCGCGUUGAGAAUGGCAAAGUGUUCAACGAUAAUGACCUCAUGCGGAUGGAGAGAGUUGUCAUAACGAUUUCGAGCAGUCAUAUGCCUCACGCGAGCCCUAGCGAUCCCAACAUUCACUAUUCUGUCCAGGGUGAGGAUGAAAAAGGUGUCAAGGUCAAAAGUGGCCAUAUCUCUAUUGAUCCCACCAAGCAAACCGUAUCACUCCAUCACCUGACCUAG
Molecule: messenger RNA, 384 nt
Organism: Penicillium taxi
Lineage: Eukaryota; Fungi; Ascomycota; Eurotiomycetes; Eurotiales; Aspergillaceae
Exons: 2
Source: RefSeq, a predicted model, not a curated record